This is a messenger RNA of Epithele typhae, 1170 nucleotides long. RefSeq lists its product as uncharacterized. The record is from RefSeq and is a predicted model, not a curated record. The transcript has 18 exons. Bases 1 to 1170 code for a protein of 389 amino acids. NCBI's taxonomy places the organism in Eukaryota, Fungi, Basidiomycota, Agaricomycetes, Polyporales, Epitheliaceae.
AUGGACUUGGGACGGCUUCCUCGACCGGACGCAUGGGCGUUCGCCAUCGUCCGUUCCGUGUCCGCAAGGGCGACUGAAGACCAGACGGCGGCAGUCGAGCAUGGCUCGGGCGCGGUCCUCAUCGGAGGGCUCAUAGCAUUGUACCUGUCAGGGAUCGUGUUCAUGCAGACUGUCCUGUAUGUACGCAUGUACAGCGCAUCAGAUCCACAAAAGGUCAAAGUAUUGGUCGGCCUCGUAUGGUCGCUUGACCUACUCCAUUCCGCUAUGGUCUGUGCAGCCAACUGGCAGAACCUCAUCGUCGGCUUCGGGGACUUCGAUAAGCUUGACUACAUCACCUGGUCAAUUGCAGUUACCGUCGCCCUCACGGCGGCGACGACAUUCAUCGUCCACUGCUUCUUCUCCCACCGGAUCCACACCCUGAGCCGAGGUAACUGGUACAUCACCGUCCCCCUCAUCUCGCUCGCGCUCCUCCGCCUCGCCUCUGACACGACCCCGCGCCCGAAACGGUCCGCGUUCCGCCGUCAAGUCGCCGCGACCGUCUCGACUUCGGAGAUGAUCCGCCUCGAGAGCUUCCGCGGAUUCGUGACCGGCUUCGGGUUCGUCUUCACGCUUGGGCUCGCGACCUCGACCGCGCUCGACGUGCUCAUCACCGGCAUCCUAUGUUUCUACCUCCGCCGACGGAAGAGCGGCCUCGUGCGGAUGGACCGCAUCAUCGGCACCCUCACGCUCUACACGGUCGAGAACGGCUUGCUGACCUGCCUCACGACGGCGGUGUCGCUGAUCUGCUGGGUGCGCAUGCAGGACAACCUGAUCUUCCUCGGGCUGCACCUCGCGAUCAGCAAACUGUACGCCAACUCGUUCUUAGCGAGCCUCAACGCGCGCAAGCACCUCUCGGGCCCCGCGAGCCACUCCGCGAGCGACGGCUACCCGCUCCCGGUGGUCUUCCCCCAGGGCUACGGGGUGCGGAACGGCAGCUCGGCGCACGGGCUCGCGGUGGCCGCGAACCGCCCCGCGGGGCGCGCUGGGAAGCCGCUGCAGGUGAGCGUCAACGUCGAGCAGACGGUGCACCAGGACCGGGGGCGGUCACGGACGGUCUCCUUGGACUGCGGGACGCCGCCGGCGCAGGGCGUGGGGAGCUUGGAGAGCUUUGGGAAGGGCGAGACUUGCUGA